Molecule: messenger RNA, 2425 nt
Organism: Trifolium pratense (red clover)
Lineage: Eukaryota; Viridiplantae; Streptophyta; Magnoliopsida; Fabales; Fabaceae
Product: F-box/FBD/LRR-repeat protein At3g52680-like
Exons: 3
Coding region: 379-1368 (329 amino acids)
Source: RefSeq, a predicted model, not a curated record
UAAAGCCAACCAGUGGCGGGUAACCUAAAAGAAAGAUAACAAAAAAUCAAAAGGGGAUUAGGGUUUGCAGAGAUCGAAGGUGGUGUUACGAUCUGAAACUCACUUCUAGCUUGAAAAUUCUUCAACAAAGCUCCAUCCGUGUCUACUAAGUCCUCCAAGAAGCAGCCGCAGCGAUUAUCGAUUCCGAUUCGAACUCGAACAAGAGAAGAAGACGACAGUCGGGUUAGUUCCCUUCCAGACUCAAUUCUAUGUCACAUUCUCUCCUUUCUCCCAACAAAACAAGCUGUUGCCACAACCAUACUCUCAAAGAGAUGGAAACCAUUAUGCCUCUCAGUUUCCAUUCUCGAUUUCGAUUUCAACGACAUCUCAACACUUUCCAUGAAAACAUCAGCCAAUCUAUUCUGUCUUGUAUACUCAGUCAUGCUAUCGCGUCACGACACACUCCCAAUACAAACAUUCCGCCUCAUAUGUUGUCCUUCUAGAACAAGGUAUGCCGAAGAUAUCAUCGAACUUAUUAUUUCAGCCAUACAAAGAAGAACUCAAACACUAGAACUUGACUUGAAGUUUAUUCGUAUACACAACAAUUUUGUUUCCAACUUAUUCAUUUGUAGGACGCUUACUGUUCUUAAGUUAAAAAGGUUAACUAUUUGGGAAGACAUUCCUCAAAUAAAUAACAAUAUAUCACCGCUCAAAACUCUUCAUUUAGAAAAACUUUAUUUCACAACUUAUACGCACCUCAUCAACUUUCUCUUAUCCUUUCCACUUCUUGAGGAGUUGGAAACAAAUGAUUUACAUAUAUGUCAGCAGAGAUUUGUUCCAAAAGAAGCGGACAAGAUCAAAUGCUUGCGCAAUUUGAUGACAGCCAAGAUUUCUGAUAACGAGCCUCUUCCUUUAUUCUUGCUUUCCAGGGUACACGCAAAUCUCAGCAUAAAGCUCACAAGGGCCUGCUUUGUCGAAGUCCCUGUUUUUUACAAUCUAACUCAAAUGGAGAUAUUCUCUGACUUAAAGCGUCGAAGUUGGCCUAACAAGUGGAUGUGGAUUCUAGAAAUGCUUCAAAAUACUCCCAAGCUUCAACAUCUUAUCAUUCAUGAGGAGAUAGAAAAUGGGAAUGAUCAUGAGGAGUACAGUUGGGAGGACCCAAAGAAGGUUCCCGAAUGCCUUUCAUCUCAGCUCAAAACUUGUUUGUUUAGGAAUUAUAGAGCCAAUGAAUGCGAGCUUCAAUUUGCUGAAUAUGUUAUGCGCAGUUCAAAAGUAUUAAUUAGCAUGACAAUUCACGGUGCCUGUUCCGUAGAUUUAAAUGCCAAGUGGGAGAUGUUAGAGAAAUUAUGUUGCUAUCCAAGUGACUGUAAUGUUGUUCUAUUUGUUUGACAAGGGAGGCUAUUAAAUAUUUCUAAAAUCGUGUUACCUCAAGUGAAGAGCCUUUUAUAUUAGGAACUCUUUAUUUUUAUUUUCCGGGUUAGGUUUAUGUCCCUCCAGUUUUUGUUGUUACUUUUUUCUUCAAUAAAUUUAUAGCUUUAUAAAAACAAAAAAAAAAAAUUUACUUUUCUUUUCAUUUUCUUACCAAUUGUUUUUUAUUUUAGUUAUCUUGAUCCCUAUCAUUUUCUAGCAGUUGUUGAUAUGAUGCAUAGAUACACCUACAUGGAUCAAAUGAUGUAAAUUCUGAAUUCCUGUUUUUAAGUUUGUCACUGGUGUACUUCUUUUGGAUAUUUUGGCCAGGGUGAGAAAAUGCCCUAGUGGUCCACGGCUGAGAACCGUAAAAUUAAGAAGUCUUGCCAGAUUCUAAGAUGCAAUAUGUUCACACUAGAUUUUGCUCAGUCACUCACUGACCUACCUCGUUUUCGAGUGAAUAUGCAAAUUAGUUUGUCAAAUUGUAUGUAUCGGUCAAAAUGCUCAUGUAGUCUCUUGGUUGUUCUUGUGGUGACUGUCAUUCAACGUCAGUGUGCUCUAAUUCAUGCUCGUUGAAAGUUGGGACUUCAAUGGUAACAGAACAUAUGAUAUGAUUUUGAUAUUUUCCAGCUGUAUUACACGAAGAAAAAAAAGUGAUUUAAGACCUGUUGUGUAUGAAGUGUGUUGGCUUGAAUUUAGCAGUCUUAUACUUCAUUCUGAUAUGUGUGUUCUUGGCCAGGUUGGGGAUGGUAUCAUCGGAUAAGGCAAAGAAAGCCGACAUAUUGAACAAAAUCAGUGUCUAAUGUUAUUAAAGGAUAGCUCCAGCUACACUUCAGUGAGUGGAGAUAUCCUUAUCUAGGCUAGUCUCUAGGAUAUCUAGAGUAUACCCUCACACAUAGUAAUACUCUCUUGUAACUAUCUCCUGAAAAUUAGGAACUUUCUAACUGAUUCAGUUUGGCUAGUUAAACUUACAAGAGAGCCAAUUGUAACAGAUUUAGAAUUCAUAAUUGCAAAAACUGAAAACGAUUCAGUUGAAUCA